GCGGUUUGAACAGAAGUUCGGCUGUACGGUAUAUGUGGCGGAUCGUGCCCACGGCUGUUCGCUCUUUUUUUUCAACACUAUACGGUUCAAGUUUGUGAGACGACAGCAACGGUCACGGCUUACGCCCUGUGUACUUUUUACGCACGUAAACACGCAAUUCGGUGGCCAGCUAAUACAAAGCGGCCUAUUAUAGCCACGAGGCGAUUGCAGGUUUACCGGCUUGAACGAGCAAACGCGAUACGAUGUCGAAGGACGAGCAAGAGUGCGCGAUACCGAACAUCAUACACGAUGUGAAUAGCGGCAAAAGUUACUUGAAGGGCCGUUUUUUCGGCAAGGGUGGCUUUGCAAAAUGUUACGAGAUCACAGAGUCGAAGUCGCAUCUUGUGUUUGCUGGAAAAAUUGUGCCAAAAUCAUUGAUCACCAAGAGCAAUCAGAAGGAGAAAAUGACUCAAGAAAUAGCAAUUCAUCAGACUUUGCAUCAUAGACAUAUUGUCGGCUUUCAUGGUUUCUUUGAUGAUGCUCACCAUAUCUACAUCAUCUUGGAGCUCUGCCGUAAGAGAUCAAUGAUGGAGUUGCACAAGCGCAGGAAAGCAUUAUCGGAAUGUGAAACUCGAUACUACAUGAAACAAAUCUUGGAUGGAGUAUUUUACCUGCAUCAAAAUAGAAUAAUUCACAGAGACUUGAAGUUGGGCAAUUUAUUCUUGAACGACGAUUUGCAAGUAAAGAUCGGUGAUUUUGGAUUGGCCACGAGACUGGAGCACGAUGGCGAACGUAAAAAGACUGUUUGUGGUACUCCGAACUAUAUAGCACCGGAAGUGCUGACAAAAGUUGGGCAUUCGUACGAGGCCGACGUGUGGAGUAUCGGUUGUAUAAUGUAUACUCUGCUUGCGGGCAAACCGCCGUUCGAGACGUCGAGCUUGAGAGAGACGUAUGCCAGGAUCAAGCAGGUGCAAUAUAAAACACCGACGCACAUCAGCAAGCCCGCUAUGAACAUGGUGGCGAGAAUGUUACAACUAAACCCAUCCAAACGUCCCUCCGUCGCCAAGCUAAUGAAAGACAUUUUCUUCACUGCGGGAUAUUUGCCGACGAGUUUGCCGCUUUCCUGUCUGACAAUGGCACCUCGUGUGGACAUGUUGGAGUCGCAUUGCAACCGCAAACCACUUGGCGAGAUGAACUUUAACGGAUGCUCAGAGACAGAUAUCAUCACCUUCCGGGUGCCGAGCAGCCCAUCCCGUAAGCCUGCGAAGCCUACUGACGUCAAUGAAAUGCAGAGAAUGAAUCACGAUAUCAAGAAGAUGCUGCACACGCUGAAGGAACAGUUAGCUACUGUAUUGAAGGCUAAGCCAGCCAGAGAGAUAACAUCAUUAGCAUCGUCAGCAGACGAAAUGACCGAUCCAGCGGCACAACCUGUAAUCUGGAUAAGCAAAUGGGUAGAUUACUCGGAUAAAUACGGCUUCGGGUAUCAGUUAUCCGACGAUGGAGUCGGUGUGAUGUACAACGAUGGUACGCGGCUGAUAAUGUUACCGAAUGGUUUUAACAUACACUACAUUAACCGUGAGGGCGACGAAUUGUAUUACACGGUGAGAGAAUAUCCGGCUAAUCUCGAGAAGAAGAUGAAGCUCAUGAACUUUUUCCUGAAAUACAUGAACGAGCAUCUGAUGAAGGCAGGCGACUCCAUCGCAAUGAAACAAAGCGACUCUAUAUCUAGAAUACCGUACAUGCAUCAGUGGUUCAGAACUCAAACGGCAGUCGUGAUGCAACUCACUAACGGCACUGUACAGGUUAAUUUCUUAGAUCACACGAAAAUCAUCAUGUGUCCUUUAAUGGCGGCAGUAACCUACAUCGACCAAGAAAAGAACUUCAGAACUUACAGAUUCCAGACUAUUCAGGAGAACGGCUGCUGUAAGGGACUCGCGAAGAAUCUAAUGUAUGCGUAUGAAAAGCUCGGUUUGAUGCUGACAAGUCCUCAAGUCCGAUAAAAUCGUCUCGAGGAAAACUAUAGAAAGAAUGAAAAAGAAAAAAAGAAGAGAAAGAGUGAGAGAGAGAGAGGGAGAAAGAGAGAGAGUAUGUGUGUGUGUGUGUGUGUAUGCGCGUGUGUCAGAGAAAAAGAGAGAGAGAGAGAGAGAGGGAGAAAGUAUGGUUGAGAAGGUGAAAGAACGGGAAAAGGGGAGAGAAGAAAUAACAGAUACUGCGCACUUAUCCGGCACCAAAAAGAUUUAGAAACACUAUAUAUAUAUAUAUUUAUUUUUUUAGUAGCGCUAUCUUUGUAAACGAGAAACUAAUACGGUAUUUGUACAGACGUAUAGACUUUUGCUAGACAAUCUUUUUUUCUUCUUUCGUCUUUUUCCUUUUUCUCUUUAUUAUUGUCUUUUUUUAAUCACUGAGUGCACGAGAUGUAAAAGAACGAAGCGGGUGACAAAGGCACGGUGCUCCACGAUAACAAGAAAGCAUUUCAAUUUAUCGGUAAGUGCCGUUCCUACAAAUGUUACUCGUAGUUAAUUGCUUAGAUCUUUAUCGAUCUUCCGUCUAUGAGAUAGAACCAGGAUAAAAUUGUGAGAGAAAUGUGACACACUAAAAUCUCAGUUGUCUGAUGAUGUAUAUAUAUAUAUAUACAUAUAUAUAUAUAUAUAUGUAUGUACGUAUGUAUUAUGGGCGGGAUCCCGGAAAGUAAUUGUUACAACUUGUCAGUGCCCAUUUCCAUCCUGCAAUUUCUUAUCAUCUCCAUCAUUACUGAUCUCGUGGGAGGCUUUUACAUUCCGUUGACCCGCAACACGAAUUGCUCACGAUAUCUUGCUCUAACUUUGCGAGUGAAUCAUGCGCGACUCCGGUUCAUUCGUUGCGAAGAAGAAAAAGGCGGAGGCGGAAGGAAACUGGGCGAAAGCCUUGACGGGCCGGGGUUAAUCAUGAUUCGACUGAGUAGUGCAAUUUGAUGUCUGGAUUGUAAAAGAUGAAGAGAGAACAAAGAAUAGAGACCGAAAAAGAGACAGGGAGAGAGGGAGUUAGUCGACUAGCAAUUAAAUAACUGACGCAUAAAUGUUAAUCAAAGGUUCGCUCGACCGACUUUAUUGCUCAUACUUGUUCGAGUAAUAUAGGUGCUACAUUUGGAAUAUGAAUGUGUUAAACGUCGUUAAUGUUUGAAUGCCGGCAACAGCGGUACACAUUAUGGAUUUCAGAUGCGUUUAGUGCAGAAAAAAAUUAUGUCGAGCUGGAUUUGUCGCGUAGUUCCUUUGUUUCUUUGCUUUUUUGUAACAAUUUGUAAUCAAGAAUCAACUAUUACACUUGCGUGACGUAUGAAUAAUACGCAAAAGUGCCUUAUGAACGAAUUGCCUGACGGUUAAAUAGAUUGUACUCCUUUCUCCUAUUUUCUUUUUACUAUUUCAUUUGCGAAUAUUUUUGUCAUUGUCCGACGAACACUACUCUUUUCAUAUAUA
Molecule: messenger RNA, 3431 nt
Organism: Harpegnathos saltator (Jerdon's jumping ant)
Lineage: Eukaryota; Metazoa; Arthropoda; Insecta; Hymenoptera; Formicidae
Gene: polo
Product: Serine/threonine-protein kinase polo
Exons: 7
Coding region: 243-1979 (578 amino acids)
Biological process (GO): protein phosphorylation; mitotic spindle organization
Cellular component (GO): kinetochore; spindle pole; nucleus
Molecular function (GO): protein serine/threonine kinase activity; protein binding; ATP binding
Source: RefSeq, a predicted model, not a curated record